Solenopsis invicta (red fire ant) is the source of this 2083-nucleotide messenger RNA. Its product is annotated as dynein regulatory complex protein 9. The record is from RefSeq and is a predicted model, not a curated record. Gene Ontology annotation, molecular function: protein binding. Bases 198 to 1571 code for a protein of 457 amino acids. Gene Ontology annotation, biological process: cilium organization. The transcript is spliced from 6 exons. Lineage: Eukaryota; Metazoa; Arthropoda; Insecta; Hymenoptera; Formicidae. Gene Ontology annotation, cellular component: motile cilium; cytoplasm.
GUUUCCAAAUUGCCUGUACACUUUUAAAUUUUCACGAACUUGACACAGCAAAAGUUCAGCAAUAUGACUUGGGAAGAAAUUAAACCAAAGAUCUCAGUGCCAAUAUUUUGUGCACUCACGUUCUGUAUAUUCCUAGCUGACAUUCUAAUUAACGACAAAAAAUAAGGAAAAAGUAGCAAUAAUAAGCACACUUUAACAUGAUGGCAAAUGAACUGGAAAUAACUCAAGACGGUCAAGCAUUUCAAAAGGAAAUGGCACUGAAUAAAUUAUCAACAAUAAUUCUUGAACAAGCGCGUAGAAACGUAAUCCAUGUUGAUGACAAGCCAACAAGCGAACAUACAAUCGAAAAAACAUUGAAAGAAUCCACCGACAUGUUCAUCCAAAAUUUAGAUAAAAUCUUUAAAAUGGAUAUUAAAAAUGACAAGUCAUUACAUCUCAUCGAGCCUGAAACAUCUUUAGAAUCUGCGAAAUCGUCUAAAGGUACAUUGUCGUCGAAAGUAUCAGAAGACAGCGGAGCGUAUAUAAGUGCAGAAACGAAAGAUUCACCGGUCGACUCUUUCACAUCGCUUGAAGCGGCCGCUAUGUCGUGUAUCCUUGAGGAGUGUUUGGAUCAGCUCGCUAUAAUCGGAUUCAUGAUACCGGCCGACGUUGAUCCACGCUGGGAUGAUACGUUCAAGACGAUCGAUCAAACAUACGGGGUGCCCGAUGAAUCUAAAACAAUCUUUAGAGAAGACAUGGGCCUGCUUCCGGUUAUGCCGUCAAAGGCUGAAAAAAUGCAGAGAGACAGGAACUACGUAUGUGAGGUCCUCAAAAAAGUCCUUCACGAAAUAAAGAAUCAUAGAAAGUUCGACAGUCUGCGACAAGAGAUUGAUAAUAUCACAAAGAAGCAGCAAGACGAAUGUGAUCUCGAAGAGAGCGCUCAGACAUGGCUUAAACAAGCUGAACAACUUCGAGAGUUAUUAGAAUCCGAGAAAAAAGCUAAUGAGAAGGACAAGGAAAGGACGAUAGGACUCGCGCAGGAAAGCGACGUACGAGUCGACCACGCGAUAUUUUUAAAUAGCGGAAAAUUGGGCUACGCGGAAAGAUGGGCAAAGGCUAGAUUGGAGCAGCAGGAACUCAAACUGCAUCUACAAAAGAAUGAAAUGUUGAACAAGCUGAGUGACUAUUCAAAAGAAUACAAUGCGGAGCAGAUCAUCUCGGCUGAAAUAAACGCGUACUUAGAAGCCGACAUCAAAGAGAAAGAAGAACAAAUAGAUAUGUGGACGAAGAAGUAUAAUGAAGAGCUCGUGCUAAAGCAGAAUGAAAUUGACGAGUUAAAGAGAUUAGUAGAAGAACAGAAAUUAGAGAUGGAGGAAAUGCGUGCUUUAAUGGACAAACGACAGAAAUUUAUCAACAAAUGUAUGGCCGAGGAGGAGAUAUUAAAAAAGGAAGAAAAACUAAAUAAAGCCGCAACUCUUAUCCAAUCGAUAUGGAGAGGUUACAUGGUGAGACAGCAAUUAGGAAAGUACAAAGGUCUACGGAAACGAUUAAAAAAGCGGAAGAAAUUAAGAAAAAGAAAAACAAAUCGAUAAAAGAAACAAAGCAAAGUACACCUGAGAAAAAAAGGACUUUAAUGCCUGACAGACGACAGAGAGUUUAAUAUUUUAUUAUUGAAAAGAGUUACCGCUUUCUUUACACUAAUAAUGCCUUCGAAGUAUCUGUAUAAAUUAUUCAAAUAUAUUUUUAAACAAAUAUCAGAAAUACAGUAUUUACAUGAAGGUCUGACUCACACACAUGCAAACAUGACGAGCACACAGCAUUGUUCUACACAUGUUUGAACAUUAUCGAGUACGAAAAUUCCCCGUAUACGAAAGUAGUAAUGAUAUAAAUAUACCGGCUCAGUAUCGUACUCGAUAAAGGCAUAACAUCUCUCGCAUUUACUCGAUCUAGUUGUCGCACAUUCUCAAGCUAAAAAUGGACGCCGCUGAAGCAAUCAGUGGCAGUGUGAUGAUCACUGUACAUCCCAUGUAUUGCGACAUACGUGGGAAAUAAUCACGAUAUUACCAGUAGUGUACAGGUCGAUAAUGCGAUGAUAAAAUUACAC